AUGGGACACUCUCAGGGACAGCCAGAUUUUCGUACCGGUACACGAUAUAACAUUCUUCUUAAGAAUACAAAACUGUUUGUGCCUUUCAAAGCCCAGCUUCUGAAUGAGGUAAUUCGGCCUUUGAAGAAACCUGAAGGGAAGGGCUGGAAUGCGCUUGUCGUAGAUCGGCUCUCAAUGCGCAUGCUUUCUGCAUGCUGCAAGAUGCACAACAUUAUGGAAGAUGGCAUCACUAUUGUGGAGGAUCUGGCAAAGCGAAGAGAACCUCUGCCCAGUCUGGAUGCCAUAUAUCUCAUAGCUCCGACAAAAGAAUCAAUUGAUCGCCUGAUUGCCGAUUAUACAGUACGCAAUCAGUAUAAAUGUGCCCACGUCUUUUUCACCGAAGCUUGUCCGGAUACUUUGUUUUCGGAGCUUUCUCGUAGUGCAGCAGCUCGUCACAUCAAGACCUUGAAGGAAAUCAACAUCGCUUUCACACCUUAUGAGAGUCAGGUGUAUACCCUGGACUCGCCUGAUACAUACUUUUUGUACUACAAUGCCCAAAAACAAGGUGGACUAACGUCCAACCUCGAACGCAUAGCCGAGCAGUUGGCAACUGUAUGCGCUACAUUGGGAGAAUAUCCUUCUCUACGGUGA
Messenger RNA from Cylicostephanus goldi, 630 nucleotides. Lineage: Eukaryota; Metazoa; Nematoda; Chromadorea; Rhabditida; Strongylidae. The record is from the annotation of a GenBank genome assembly.